UCUCGGGUGUUGACUCGUUACCAACUGUUGAUUUUUUCAGAGGGAAAAUUCAUUAAUCGAUUUUCCCACUACGUGUUCAUCAUUUCAAGACAAAGAAAGCAUCCUGUUUGAGAUUACAUUACAUUACUAAUUAGAUCUUCUUUUAUCGGAUCCGAUAUUUGGGUCAUCAUCAUCAUUCAAUUCAAUUCUCUGCAUGUUAAUUCGGAGGAUCCAUCAAAAGCGGAGGAAGAAAGAACGAUUUCCCAGGCUUUUUUGGAUCUUUCUACUUCUCUCUCACCCCUAGAAAUCUUCAUCUCUUUUAUAACACAACAUCAAGUUUCUAAAUAAAGAAAAUACACUGAAUUCAUAUUCAUAACAAAGAGAGAGAAAAGAGAAUUAGGGUAUGAUCCAAACGCAGAAUUUUAUUUCCCUUCCUCUUUCAAUGCUUUUGUUAAGAGAUUUGUAGUGUUUAUUUUUUUUUUUUUUUUGGUCAUAUAGCGGUAGUUGUUAAUAUGAGUAACAAGCUAGAUGAUGAGCAAAUCGCGGAACUUCGUGAGAUCUUUCGUUCUUUUGAUCGAAACAACGAUGGAAGCCUAACGCAGCUGGAACUCGGCUCACUCCUUAGAUCCUUAGGGUUAAAACCGAGCUCUGAUCAGCUGGAAACCCUAAUUCAAAAAGCUGAUACUAACAGCAACGGGCUAAUCGAGUUCUCGGAAUUCGUCGCCCUCGUGGCGCCGGAGCUACUCUCCGGUAAGUCACCGUACAGUGAGGAGCAGUUGAAGCAGCUGUUUAGAAUGUUUGAUAGAGAUGGCAAUGGGUUCAUUACUGCAGCUGAGUUAGCGCAUUCGAUGGCGAAACUAGGGCAUGCGUUGACAGCGGAAGAGUUGACGGGGAUGAUCAGGGAGGCCGACACAGACGGGGACGGGAGGAUCAGUUUUCAGGAGUUCGCGCAGGCGAUUACUUCGGCUGCUUUUGAUAAUUCUUGGGCUUGAAACUUUUGUGUAUGCAAGUUUUGUGGUAUGAACAAAGUUUGUUUUUGGUUUUUGCUUUUGUUGGUUAAUGCACGGAUUACUUGUUAAUAGUUACGGUAUAGUUUCUGUUCCUGCUGUGGUUGAUUUAGAACAGUGAAUAUUUCAGAUAUGGUUAUUGAAUUGUUGUGUAAAUAAGGUUUCUUUGAACGCAAACGAAGGUAGUAAUUAAGAGUUAAAUUCACCGAUUUGAUAAUAAAGUUAUUAUUUUUGGAUUA
Messenger RNA from Pistacia vera, 1225 nucleotides. Its product is annotated as probable calcium-binding protein CML18. Gene Ontology annotation, molecular function: enzyme regulator activity; calcium ion binding. NCBI's taxonomy places the organism in Eukaryota, Viridiplantae, Streptophyta, Magnoliopsida, Sapindales, Anacardiaceae. The transcript has a single exon. The coding region runs from base 492 to 971 and encodes 159 amino acids. The record is from RefSeq and is a predicted model, not a curated record.